CGCGGGGUGGCGCCCGGAUCGCCUUCGCGCCCGCGCCAGGCGCCUCGGGGGUUCUGUCGGCGUCCGCUGCGCGCGACGCGCCUCCACGCGAAUGGGCCGCCGCCGCCCGCCUUCUUGUUGGCCGCACCCCCGCCCCGCGCCCGCCCCGCGCCCGGCCCGGCCCGGCGAGAAAGCCUUAAUUGAAUUGGUUGCAUCCCGAUGUCUCCUCUGCCUGCACUUCCCAGGAAGAACCCCCUGAGGCCCUCAGAUUUUCCUGCACACGCCCUUCCCAGACCCUCUGAUGACUGCAAAUCCCACCCUACCCUUGACGGGAAACUCUCUGAGGCUGUCCAGGUCAUCACCCCCAGGGACCAGGUACUGGUGGGGGAAUGUUCCAUGAAUUAAUUGCUGUACUCAGGGCUCUUGGACAAGUCUCCCCUGAUCGCAGGGUCCUGACUCUCCCUGUAUAAGAUGGAGGCUCUGCUGCUCAGGAGCCUGCCUGGCUUCCAGUGGUCUGGAGUGGAGCUGCACUGCAAUGGGGCUGGACUUAGGCUCCAGGUACCUACAGGGUGGGUGCAGGGGGACCAUCACAGUUCAGCUUCCUGGUGCCAUCUGUGGUGGGACCUGAUUGUGGGGCAAAGGGGUGGGACAUAAAAGGCAGAGUGUCGAGGCAGGUACAGAACGGGUGGGGGGGUGCUCCUUAGGGAGAAGGCAAAUCUAGAAUUCCUUGACCUCAUAAGGAAACAGCUUGGAUCCGUAUGGGGAGGGGUGGCAUGGGGGAGGAUGGAGCAGCACUUAGUACACAGAGGCCUCUGGGAGAGGGGCCAGGAUUGCAGAAGGCUUGCAGAGGUGCUGGGGAAUCUGAUUUUGUCAAAACUAAAAAAUCCACGAGGCAGCCUCUGAGCAGCCCAGAGUCCAAACUGCCAUCUGUCCCCUCAGCUCUGAAAGAUGAGGUGCAAACCCCUGCCCUACCCAAGGCUCUCCUGCUGCACACUGCCAGGCACUGUCUUCAUGGACCCACACUUCCUUCCAUAUUGCUGGGGACAGAGUGGGGCCUUGCCAACAGUGAUUCCUCUUUGUUAGGAUCUUUGUGUGUAGUCAAAACAGGGCCCCAUCUCCUCAUUACUCCCCCAGGUGUCUACCUCUUCCCACCCCAUGGGCAAACCUCCAUGGAUGACUGGUCUGUGACCCUCACCAGCCGGGCCAGCCAUUCUGGACAUGACCAGAGCCCUCCCCUCUUCUUCCCUUGUCACCAGCCCUCAUCUGUGAAACUACAGAUGGCAUGUCACCUCUUCAUGCUCCCAGUUUGGGGCCUACCCAGUGAGGGGCACACUAGUUGAUUCCAUACACCCUCAGCUGGCUUUGUUUAGAAUGUGAAUGUCACAGCCAGGCGCGGUGGCUUAUGCCUGUAAUCCCAGCACUUUGGGAGGCCGAGCCGGACUGAUCACUUGAGGUCAGGAGUUCGAGACCAGCCUGGCCAACAUGGUGAAAUCCUGUUUCUACUAAAAAUACAAAUAUUAAAUACUAAAAAUACAAAGCCAGGCAUGGUGGCAUGUGACUGUACUCCCAGCUACUCGGGAGGCUGAGACAGGAGAAUCACUUGAACCCGGGAGGUGGAGGCUACAGAGAGCCAAGAUUGCUCCACUGCACUCCAGCCUGGGUGACAGAGCGAGACUGUCUCAAAAAAAAAAAAAAAAAGAAUAUGAAUGAUGAAUGUCACCUCCUUUCUCUUCUCCAUGAGACAGCCAAUAUCUGAUCAAGGCCCUGGGAAUCCUAGCUACAGUCCAGGCUCCUGAGCAGGCCUUGGCAGCCUUCCAUAGCUCGCCACCCACGUCUGCCCCCUGCCUAGCCACGCUGCGCUCAGGGACCAUUCCGACAGGAGAGGACGCCCCACUUCAGCUCCCCCCAGUGCCCCGGGUGAAUGAACGGCAUGAAGGGUUAGGCGGGCACACGUCGUCUCUGCACGCAUCGCACGGCGCCCUCUGCCCGCGCCCACUGGCGUGCCCGUCGGCGUGCCCGGGCCCCUUCGAAGACUGCUUGCUUCUGGAGUGCCAGCGGCCUCCUGGCCCAGUGCCCCAUUUCCUCCCGGGUGGAGCGAGGGAGGAGGAAGGGAAGCAGAGGGGUAGGCGGUGGCAAGCAGCAGGCACAUGUGCUCGGGCGAGAGCCCCGCAGACUGGGAAGGCGGGCCCAUGGCAGGGGGUCUGCGGGGAUCGCGUUGGCGCGGGCCUUGCCCUGCAGCCGCUUCCCGGGCGAUGCGCACACAAAGCGCCCUCGGCAGCGCCUGGCCCGGGGCCCGCGCUCUCUUAGGGUCCGGGCCCUUCCCGCCGCUGCUGGGGCGGCCGACCGGGAUGCGGCCGGAGAACCCUAGGCUCUGGGGCCCGGGGAAGGGGGACGACGGCGGGGAGUAGGGAUGUGCAGGGAUCGGGCGAAGCCCAAGUGACUUAGGGACCAGAGCCACCCCAAGCGCCGACUUCGCCCGCUCGCACGUCCCGGGUCCCUCGCGCGCAGGCCCCGCCCCUCUCACCCCGCCGCACGCCACAGGGUGACGUCUCGGCUCCCAGCCACAUCGCCCUGACUCCCGCGCGGGCCCCGCCCCCUGCCGCUAGCCAAUCUGUGCGUUUGUGACUUUUGGGCCCGCAGCCCCGCCUGCUCCCACAGCGAUACCGGUUUGCAUUGCCCUGACUCCCGCGCGGGCCCCGCCCCCUACGCCGCUAGCCAAUCCAUGCAUUAGUGGCGUCCGGGCUCGCAGUACCGCUCGCUCCCACCGCGAGACCUUCUGCUCCGCGGCCGCGCAGGCCCCUCCCCCUCCAUCGCUAGCCAAUCCCCGUUUUGUGACGUAUGGGCUCGCGGCCCCGCUCGCUCCCACCGCGAGACCUUUUGCUCCGCGCCCGCGCGGGCCCCGCCCCCUCCAUCACUAGCCAAUCCCCGUGCUUGUGACAUAUGGGCUUGCGGCCCCGCCCGCUCCCAUCGCGAGACCGGUUCCCACCGCCCUGACUCCCGGGCGGGCCCCGCCCUCUCCGCCGCUAGCCAAUCCUCGCGUUGAUGACGUUUGGGCUCGCGGCCCCAGCCUCCCAGCUCUCAGGGCACGGCCGGUCUGUGCCGGCUGCUCCCGCGGUUAGGUCCCGCCCCGCGCAGCGCGCGCAGCCUGCGGAGCCAGCGGCCGUGACGCGACAACGAUUCGGCUGUGACGCGACAACGAUUCGGCUGUGACGCGAGCGCGGCCGCUCCCGAUGCGCUCGUGCCGCCCCCGCCGUGCUCCUCGGCAGCCGUUGCUCGGCCGGUUUUGGUAGGCCCGGGCCGCCGCCAGGCCUCCGCCUGAGCCCGCACCCGCCAUGGACAACUACGCAGAUCUUUCGGAUACCGAGCUGACCACCUUGCUGCGCCGGUACAACAUCCCGCACGGGCCUGUAGUAGGAUCAACUCGUAGGCUUUACGAGAAGAAGAUCUUCGAGUACGAGACCCAGAGGCGGCGGCUCUCGCCCCCCAGCUCGUCCGCCGCCUCCUCUUAUAGCUUCUCUGACUUGAAUUCUACUAGAGGGGAUGCAGAUAUGUAUGAUCUUCCCAAGAAAGAGGACGCUUUACUCUACCAGAGCAAGGGCUACAAUGACGACUACUAUGAAGAGAGCUACUUCACCACCAGGACUUAUGGGGAGCCCGAGUCUGCGGGCCCGUCCAGGGCUGUCCGCCAGUCAGUGACUUCAUUCCCAGAUGCUGACGCUUUCCAUCGCCAGGUGCGUGAUGACGAUCUUUUGUCUUCUUCUGAAGAGGAGUGCAAGGAUAGGGAACGCCCCAUGUACGGCCGGGACAGUGCCUACCAGAGCAUCACGCACUACCGCCCUGUUUCAGCCUCCAGGAGCUCCCUGGACCUGUCCUAUUAUCCUACUUCCUCCUCCACCUCUUUUAUGUCCUCCUCAUCAUCUUCCUCUUCAUGGCUCACCCGCCGUGCCAUCCGGCCUGAAAACCAUGCUCCUGGGGCUGGGCUGGGCCAGGAUCGCCAGGUCCCGCUCUGGGGCCAGCUGCUGCUUUUCCUGGUCUUUGUGAUCGUCCUCUUCUUCAUUUACCACUUCAUGCAGGCUGAAGAAGGCAACCCCUUCUAGAGGGAGCCAUGAGGGUCUGGGCUUCAGAGCUAGGUCUUUGGGGAAGUCCUGGCUGACUGCCUUAGCAGUGGGGGUGGGGGUGGGGGUGGGGGCAGGGGCUUUUAUGUGUUUUUGCUUGGGGGGCGCUGGGCCUAGCCCAGAGUAGUGCUUGCUCCCCCUGCCUUGUCCCACCAGGGAGGCAGCAGACUCAGGCCCUCCAUGGUCCUCUUUGUCAUUUUGUUGACAUGCAUUCCUCCUUUUGUCAUCUUGUUGGGGGGAGGGGAUUAACCAAAGGCCACCCUGACUUUGUUUUUGUGGACACACAAUAAAAGCCCCGUUUAUUUGUAA
This is a messenger RNA of Pan troglodytes (chimpanzee), 4403 nucleotides long. RefSeq names its product emerin (gene EMD). Gene Ontology annotation, cellular component: nuclear envelope. The coding region runs from base 3312 to 4076 and encodes 254 amino acids. The transcript has 7 exons. The record is from RefSeq and is a predicted model, not a curated record. Lineage: Eukaryota; Metazoa; Chordata; Mammalia; Primates; Hominidae.